AUGACAGUUGUUCUCAGCGGCCCGUCCUUUGCCGAGACGGUCCUGAGCCGUGCACGUGGAAAAGACUGGGAGGGCGCCCUGGGACUGGUGGUGCGGGCUCCUUCCGACCCCAAGAUCUGCCCCAAAGUUUACAUGGCGACCAUGAAAGCUUGUGCCAAGCGCGCCAUGUGGCAGAAGGCACUGAGCUUCUUGGCAUGGCUUCCUACCCAAAGCGUGCCCUUCUGCAACGCCGCAAUCAGCGCUUGUGCUCAGGGGCACCAGUGGGAGCAGGCUGUGGAGUUUGUUGGGCACUUUGCGCAGACAUCUCACAAGCCGGAUGUCGUAACUUUCAACUCAGCCAUCAGCGCCUGUGAGAAAAGCAGCGAGUGGCAAGCUGCCUGCCAGCUCUUCGGCAAUCUUCAAGCACAGGUCUGCCAGCCUACCGUGGUCACCUACAGCUCCCUGGUUAGCGCGUGCGCGGCUGGUGCAGAGUGGCACCGAGGACUGGAACUGUUCCGAGAACAUCAGGCCCUAUCCCUGCAAGCCAACGUGAUCCUGUACAGCACUGCCGUAAGUGCAUGUGAGAAGGGCGCGCAAUGGCAGCAGGCCCUUCACACCCUUUGGGACACACAGCUGCAGGGCUUGAGACUGGAUGUGAUCAUCGGCAGUGCAGCUGUAAGCGCCUGUGAGAAGGCCGGAAAUUGGCAAAUUGCCUGGCUCCUUCUGCUGGAGCUUCAGGCGACCUUUGUUCCCCCAAACCUGGUCACUUACAAUGCAGUGCUGAGCGCAUGUGAGAGGGGAGAGCAAUGGCAAAUGGUCCUUCAAAUUCUGGAAGAGAUGGGACAACAAACGAUGCUGCCCGAUUCGUUCACGUACAGCUCCAGCAUCAGCGCCUGUGGGAAGUCUGAGCAUUGGCAGCUGGCUUUGGACCUACUCCGCCGCGCCGAAGCGAAGAAAGCGAGCCUUAAUGUAGUGGCGUACAGCGCCGCUGUAAGCGCCUUUGAGAAGGCAAAGGAGUGGGAGCUGGCUAUUGCACUUGUCGAGGAAAUCCGAGUAAAGGGGAUGCAAGUUGAUGUGGUGCUGCUAAGUGCCGCCAUCAGCGCAUGUGAGAAAGGCGAGAAGUGGUGGCUUGCUCUGGAUUUGUUCGACUCUUCACAGGCAAACCUGAUCACAUACACUGCUACCAUCAGCGCCUGCGAGAAAGGGGGUCAGUGGCGAAAGGUUUUUCAACUGCUGUUCCAGAUGUCAGAUUCAGACAUCCGUGCCAACACCAUCACCUACAAUGCGGCCAUCAGCUCUUGCAGGAGGGAGUGGCAGUGGCAGAGGGCCUUCAUCCUUUUGGAGGAGCUCUCCAGCCGAGAACUUCAGGCCGAUGGUGUCACUUUCUACGCCGCCCUGGCCGUUUGCCAGGCGGCCGCCGCCUGGGCGCCGGCCAUGCAGCAGCCGCUGCAUUUGUGA
This is a messenger RNA of Symbiodinium natans, 1437 nucleotides long. The record is from the annotation of a GenBank genome assembly. NCBI's taxonomy places the organism in Eukaryota, Dinophyceae, Suessiales, Symbiodiniaceae.